This is a messenger RNA of Dreissena polymorpha, 1218 nucleotides long. RefSeq names its product transient receptor potential cation channel subfamily M member-like 2. The transcript has 7 exons. The record is from RefSeq and is a predicted model, not a curated record. Gene Ontology annotation, biological process: calcium ion transmembrane transport. Gene Ontology annotation, cellular component: membrane. Lineage: Eukaryota; Metazoa; Mollusca; Bivalvia; Myida; Dreissenidae. The coding region runs from base 148 to 1218 and encodes 356 amino acids. Gene Ontology annotation, molecular function: ligand-gated calcium channel activity.
CCAACGACGAGCAGAAAACUCGAGAGCUACUAGUACGUGAGGUGUCUAUCUGGGGUGACACAUCGUGCUUUUUAAUUGCUGUGAAUUCGGUUAACAAAGAAUUUAUAGCGGAAAAAGCGUGCCAGACACUUCUCAACAAUAUCUGGAAUGGAGGAUUGGCCAAUGAAAAUAGUUUUUUCAGGAGGGCGGAAACCGUCUGUGGAAAUGACAACAGACAAACAUCAGAUCACCCCAAGAGAGAAGCUGUAUCAUUUCUUCAAAGCACCAGUGAUCAUCUGCAUGUACAAUGUGCUGUCUUACAUCAUCUUCCUAAGCAUGUUCGCUUUCCUACUCAUAUUCAACUUCGGAUCGAGUUUAUCUCCACUGGAUAUUGCUCUUAUGGUGUGGGUGUUUACCAUUUUCACAGAGGAAGUGCGACAGAUGGGAUCCCCCAUCCCCUCAAAAAUGUGCUCUAAACUGCAUGUUUACAUCUCUGAUGUUUGGAACAAGCUCGAUAUCUUUACCAUAGUGCUCUUCAUAACUGGAAUGACAGUUCGUUUCUUGCCGUAUGAUGGUGCACUUGAGGCUGCUCGCGUGAUGCUUGCGUUAAACUUCAUAUCAUUUUGCUUGCGUCUGCUGCACAUUUUCUCUGUGCACAAACACCUUGGACCCAAGCUUGUAAUGAUGCCCAAAAUGUUGGAAGACUUGAUGUACUUCAUCGUGAUCCUGUUGGUCUUCGUUGUGUCUUACGCCAUUGCCUCGCACUCCAUACUGUAUCAUAACUCCCUUCUGACCUGGAAGACGGUAGUGCAAGUCUUCCGAAAGUCCUACUGGAACAUUCAUGGAGAGUUAUUCAUCGACGAAAUUGAAGGUGACCAAGUGUGCACGUUUGAUGAGAUGUUGUGGAGCAACGGUACAUACCCACGCUGCCCUAGUGAUGUGGGCAAGAUCAUGGGUCCGAUCCUAAUGGGCGCCUACAUAAUGGUGGCGAGCGUGCUUCUUCUCAAUGUCCUCAUUGCCAUGUUCACUUAUACCUUCGAGAAAAUGCACGCAGAAACAUACAAACACUGGUGUUUUCAUCGAUAUUCAUUAAUCAGCGAGUACGACAGGAGACCUGUUUUAUGUCCUCCCUUGAUUUUGAUGAACCAUGUGGCCUUACUAUUCAAAUAUGUGUAUAUAAGAUGUCGCAAAGACGAGAACGAUCAACUACGUAACAGAAAUUUUAGUAAGUAUGUGUAA